Molecule: messenger RNA, 2545 nt
Organism: Prosopis cineraria
Lineage: Eukaryota; Viridiplantae; Streptophyta; Magnoliopsida; Fabales; Fabaceae
Product: kinesin-like protein KIN-10B
Exons: 13
Coding region: 220-2127 (635 amino acids)
Biological process (GO): microtubule-based movement; mitotic spindle organization
Molecular function (GO): microtubule motor activity; ATP binding; microtubule binding
Source: RefSeq, a predicted model, not a curated record
CUUUGAUCCGUUAGUUUUGUGGGCCCAAAAAAAUUGACAAGGUCCAAACUCAAAUUCAAAUUGUGAAGCCACUCAUUUUAACGGUCAGGACGCAUUCGAAACCACCAGCUUCGGGCCUCUCUUCCGAUCUUGAACUGCGUUUUCAAGCUUCUCCUCCUCCCCCUUCUUGAGAUCCAUAAUCUUUGAGUACUUUUCAUCGAAAGUUGAGGCUUUACCUCCAUGGCAACUCCCAGCUGCUCGUUGAACACUCCAAAAACUUCCAAUUCUUGCACCCCUCUGAAAACUUCAAACCCCAAGUCAAUCUCCAAGGUCAGGGUCAUCAUAAGAGUUCGACCCUUUCUUCCUCAUGAAAUAUCUGCAAGAAAUGGAAAUUCAAGCUCAUGCAUCUCCUUUCUGGACCACGACUCUGAAUCCCCGGAGGAAAUCACUGUCUAUCUCAAAGACCCUGAAACCAGCCGAAAGGAGUGUUAUCAGUUGGAUUCCUUCUUUGGCCAAGAGGAUAACAAUGUGGGCCAGAUUUUCCAUAGAGAAGUAAGCCCUUUGAUUUCAGGUGUCUUCAACGGCUGCAAUGCAACUGUGUUCGCUUAUGGAGCUACUGGAAGUGGAAAAACAUACACUAUGCAGGGCACUGAGGAACAACCUGGCUUAAUGCCAUUAGCAAUGUCUGCGAUCCUGUCCAUAUGCCAAAGCACUGGUUGUACAGCACAUAUUUCAUACUAUGAGGUUUAUAUGGACAGAUGCUACGACCUCUUGGAGGUCAAAGCAAAGGAGAUUUCAGUGAUGGAUGACAAAGAUGGACAAAUCCACCUCAGGGGACUCUCUCAGGUUCCCAUACAUACAAUGUCUGAAUUUAUGGAGACAUUUUCUACUGCUGUGCAGAGAAGGAAAGUUGCACACACAGGCCUCAAUGAUGUCUCAAGUAGGAGUCAUGGAGUGCUUUUGAUUUCUGUCUUCAAUCCUUCCACUGAUGGCACUAAAGGGUCUGUGUGUGGGAAGUUGAAUCUCAUAGACUUGGCAGGUAACGAAGACAACAAAAGAACUUGCAAUGAAGGAAUUCGUCUCCAAGAAAGUGCCAAAAUAAACCAGUCUCUGUUUGCUUUGUCUAAUGUGAUAUAUGCAUUGAACAAUAACAAACCUCGAGUGCCUUAUCGAGAAACCAAGUUGACCCGGAUAUUGCAGGACUCUCUAGGAGGAACUAGCCGUGCACUUAUGGUUGCUUGCUUGAAUCCAGGAGAAUACCAGGAGUCUGUUCAUACGGUGAGUUUGGCUGCCAGGUCAAGGCAUAUCUCCAAUUUUGUACCUUCGACUCAGAAACAAGAGACCCCAAAAGUCAGAGUUGACAUGGAAGCCAAAUUAAGAGCUUGGCUAGAAUCAAAAGGCAAAACAAAGAGCUCACAAAGACUUGCAGCAUUUAAUUCUCCAUGUUUAAGGAAAACUCCCAAGUCCAUAAACUCUGCCAAGAGAUCUGUCACCUUUGUGAGUUCUGUGAAGGGAGGAGGUACUGUGAUAAGCCAAAAUGCCGAACGAACAAAAGAAAGGGCUUUUGCAGUGGCUUUUAGGAAUCUGCCAGAUGGUGAAGGCACCUUUGAUUUUUGUUUCGAGAGCCCACAUCACGGUGAUAUGGACAAUAGAGAAGAGGCUGUUACCAAUGAGGCUGCAUCAGAAUCCAAUAAUUAUCCACGAGUGGAGUCAUUGGCCAAGGAGGAGAACUCACCAAUUAUGAACAGAAGAAAAGAUUAUUGGUCAACCACCACUGACAAUGAAAAUACAUUACGAAGUCCUCUCAGAAAGGCACUCUCUCCCAUCAAUAUCAAUGAGAUCCAAAAUAACAGCACUCCACUUGACAAAUUCAGUGCAAGGAGUUCUACAUUGAAGAACUGUCUAGUUCAGGAAUAUGUUUAUUUCUUGAACAAUGCGAGCAGAAGGGAACUGCUUGAGUUGAAGGGUAUAGGAGAGAAAAUGGCAGAAUAUAUAAUAGAUCUCAGAGUCGAAAGCCCUAUAAAAUCUUUAAAUGAUUUGGAGAAGAUUGGCCUCUCUUCCAAACAGGCUUACAACUUGUUCACUAAAGCUGCAAGAACGAUAUUCGAAGACAAUGCAAAAGAAACAAGUGCAACAGUGACUUGCUGACUUGGCUGCGUUUUAUUAGCCAAGAUCAAAUGUAAUUUAUUACUACUCCAAAUUCUUUUCUUGUUUAUUAAAUUGCAUUAUCCUCUGCUGCUAGCAACAUCCUCAAUGUUGCCUUGUGUUCGUGCGUGUACCAUAGUGGAGAACAACAAUGUGCAUGUUUGCCUAUAUGCUGCCUAUAUGUUCUUUUUAACUUUGUUCGUGUUAAGUUAAAUUAAUCAUUCAACUUUUAAUUGAUACGUAACAUGUUAUUUGCCAUGUUAACAAAUACUGAUUGGAAAGAUGACCAAGUCAGAUGAUCUGAGUUUUCAUAAUAUUAUAUUUAUACAAUAUGUAUUGAUGCAGAUGAUGUAUGAGCACCAACCCAAGCUCCAAGGCAAGCACUUGAAAAAUACUAUAUUAUGAAUUAACUAAUAAUUAA